This is a messenger RNA of Funneliformis caledonium, 728 nucleotides long. NCBI's taxonomy places the organism in Eukaryota, Fungi, Glomeromycota, Glomeromycetes, Glomerales, Glomeraceae. The record is from the annotation of a GenBank genome assembly.
UUAAUUUGUCAACAAGAGAGUUAACAUCUGCUAAAAUCAAAGAAAUACUUAACAAAUAUGUUCAUAAUGUUAAAAAUUCUCACAAAUCACUCUUCAACUCUAAAAAUAUACCUAAUGAUACUCUAGAUAUAUUAACCUAUUUGAAAUUUGUAAGUCGUGAAAAUGCAAUAGUGCAACUAAUGAAUAAUAUGAGCAACUUACACCAGCUUGUAAUAAAUCCAAGAGAAUAUGCAAAACCUUUGAAAAAUUUAUAUUUUGCUGCUGCUGUAGAAACAGCUGGGAAAGGCAAAACAAUAUUUGUUCGACGUACUUAUGAAAAUGAAGAUAAAUAUUAUAGGGUUGUAAGACCUGAAAUUGCAGUUGCAAUAAAAAAUUGUAUUUAUGCAGGUCGGUCUUUCCGUAUAGCAUAUGAUAGUUUUACUAUGCAUGAGUUUAAAGAGGAAUCUGAAGCUAUAUUUAGAUUAAGAUUACUUUAUGAGACAAUGAAAUAUAAGCUUGGAAAAACAGAAAUUUCAACUUAUAAGAAUUUUCAUGAUAAAUUUAAGGGAUAUACUAUUGCCCUUAAUGAAAUUCUUGAUGUUAUUCUUUUUUACUUUUCAAAUGAAGAUAACAGCUUGGAUCUACCUCUUAUAAUCAUCAAUAUUGAUGAAACUAACUCAAUAUUUGAACGGAAUAAAGACAUAUUUCUUAAAGAAGUUGUCAAAUCACUCUCAGAUAUAAUUUUUUGA